UCUAUUGCCACAUUGUCACCCCCAGGGAUUUCUGCAGAAUACUAUGACCAAAAUACAGCGUCUAAAACAUAUAGAAACCAGUAAUGAUUUCCAUUUUUUUUCCAGCAAGGAUACAUCAUACAACAUCAUCAUCCUGAUCAGGGUCUACUGUCUAGGUGCAAGGCAUGAAUACAUCCUGUACAGGCUGCCUGUCCUUGCCACUUCACCUUUAGUAGCACAUCUAGGAUCAGUUUAGAGCAGCCUGUGCACAUUCUGCAUGUAUUUUGGAGAAACCACAGUGCCGGAAACUCCGGAGGCCAAGCGCCCCACUGGGCCUGGAGCUGACCAAGUCGUUCUGGUGGAUUCGUCCUCUGAUUCAGAUGUAGAGAUUUCAGGGAGCUCUAUGUUAUCGAUGGGGCCAGGAAAGACUGAGAAGAAUGCGACUCAGAAUUUGAUCCUGCAUUGUGAGGAAGAGGGGGAUGUAACCGAGGUGAAGAUGGAGCAUCAGGAAGACCUGGAGCAGCAGACAGACAGUAAAGCAGAACCGUGGAGGACAUCCGGCAGUGGAGAUACGGUAAGUAAGAGGAGGCAGGAGGAAAUGUGUGACGAUCCCCAGGAGGGCAAGAAGAACAUCAAGAAGAGGCGCGAGUCAGAGACGGACGAUUCGGCAGACGAAGGUCCUGAGCCCACCUGGAAGGAACAGGAGAGCAUGGUGAAGAAACUGCAGCGUAACUUCCCUCAUCUCAACAAGGACGAGCUCAGGGACGUCCUUCACGAACACAGCUGGGUCAUCGAGGACGCCCUCGAGACGCUGCGCAUGUUCUCCGAUCACGUGGUGGAGUGCGAUAAACCCGAAGCCGCUCCUGCUCCCGAACCAGAGACUGUUCCCCCGAGUCCAAAUCUGAGCCCAAAUCCCAGUACCUCCGCACCGCAGCCGGAACCGUUCGCUCCAGUCAACGGGACGAGAGGCACGUCGAAGAGAAGCCGACAGGCGACGACGUACAAAGAGCAGGACAGCAGCUCGGAGGACAACGCCAGCGACUUCGAGGGAUCGUCCAGACCUUUAAUCAUGGACUCCGACUCGGACGAGGUGGACGAGAAGCUGCCCAAGGUCAAAGCCCAGAUCCUGGACUUCUUUCAGAAGGCGACGGCGGACGAGCUGGCGAUGAUCGCCGGCUGCUCCCUGAAAAAAGCUCAGAAGAUCAUCGAACUGAGGCCGUAUCAGACGUGGAGCGACCUGGAUGACGUCUUACACCGAGGUAACGGCCUCUCCACCGAGCUGCUGGCUGGCUGUCGCGAGGUGCUGAGGGAGCGAGAGGUGGUCCAAGGGCUCAUGGUCCGGUGUGAGGAAAUCUCCAAAAAGAUGGCAGCACUGGCGCAGAAGGGUCUGGGCUCCAUGGUUCAGCCGCACAUCCUCAACAGCGCGUUCGAGUUGAAACCGUAUCAGCUGAUCGGCCUCAGCUGGCUGAACCUGCUUCACCGAAACGAGCUCAGUGGGAUCCUCGCUGAUGAGAUGGGUUUGGGAAAAACCAUCCAGGUCAUCUCAUUCCUGGCUAAUCUGUAUCAGGAGGGAAACCGGGGGCCGCACCUCAUCACCGUCCCUUCUUCUACACUCGAUAACUGGGUUCGGGAGCUGAACCUGUGGUGUCCCAGUUUGAAGGUGCUGGUUUACUAUGGUUCUGUCGAGGAACGGAAGUGCAUCCGCUAUGAGAUCCUGAACGAAGAGGUGGACUAUGACAUCAUCGUAUCGACGUACAACCUGACCAUCGGGAACUCGAGUGACCGGAGCCUGUUCCGUAAGCUCAGGCUGGAGUACGCGGUGUUCGAUGAGGGCCACAUGCUGAAGAACAUGAGCUCGCUGCGCUAUCGCCACCUCAUGGCUGUUAAUGCCAAAUACCGUCUGCUGCUGACCGGAACGCCUCUCCAGAACAACCUGCUGGAGCUGAUGUCUCUGCUGAACUUCAUCAUGCCGAACAUGUUCUCCAGCAGCACCUCACAGAUCGCCAAGAUGUUCUCCAUGAAAUCCUCCGAGGAGCAGAGCAGCUUUGAAAAGGACCGGAUCGCUCAUGCCAAGCUCAUCAUGAAACCCUUCAUCCUGCGGCGGGUCAAGAGUGAGGUCCUGAAGCAGCUUCCUGCUAAAGAGGAGCAGACUGAAUUCUGCGCCAUGAGCGAGAAGCAGCAGCAGCUUUACAGCGACCUGUUCAGCAAACUAAAGAGCUCCAGCAGCACGGAGAAACGAGAACUGACCAACGUGAUGAUGCAGCUAAGGAAGAUGGCCAAUCACCCUCUUCUGCACCGGCAGUACUACACCGGCAAGCGACUGUCCACUAUGAGCAAACUCAUGCUCAAGGAGCCGAGUCACCGGGACUCAGAUCCGGCUCUGAUCGAGGAGGACAUGCGAGUCAUGUCGGAUUUUGAGCUGCACCGUCUGUGCCAGCAGUACUCAGCACUUCACCAGCACCAGCUGACCACAGACCAGCUGCUGGACUCUGGGAAGUUUGACCAUCUCGGACGCCUUCUGACCGAGCUCAAAGAAAAGGGUGACCGGGUGGCCCUUUUUAGCCAGUUCACCAUGAUGCUGGACAUCCUAGAGGUGCUGCUCAAACACCACAAGCACAGAUACAUCCGACUAGACGGAUCCACGCCCAUGAGUAACAGAAUCGUUCUGAUCGACCAGUUCAACACGGACCACGACAUCUUCGUGUUCCUGCUGUCCACUAGAGCCGGAGGACUCGGCAUCAACCUCACCUCGGCUAACGUGGUCAUCCUGCACGACAUCGAUUGUAACCCAUACAACGACAAACAGGCCGAGGACCGCUGCCACCGGGUCGGGCAAACCAGGACGGUGAAGGUGAUCAGGCUGAUAAGUAAAGACACUAUAGAGGACGCCAUGCUCCGUAUUGGUCAGAGGAAGCUUAAAUUAGAGCAGGACAUGACCACCACUACUCAGGAAGGUGAAGAGGACACCAUCCCUGAUGAUAUGGCGUCUCUUUUAAAAGCCUCGUUAGGACUCUGAAGCUGGUCAGCGCUGGAACCUCCGUUACUCUGGUGUUUUUUUACAGUGUUCUGGUAGUUUGAAAUAAAAUGCUGUAAUGCAGAAGGAUCUGGUGGAUCUGACUGACCUGGUCAUGUAGAUCAUACCGAUCCGAUACUGCUGAAACAUUCCACCAGUCUACUCCAAGUGUUUGUUACGUUUUCAGUGUACUCUAGUAUUGUAUGUUUCAAUAAAAAAAUAAAAAAACAACAAAA
Molecule: messenger RNA, 3228 nt
Organism: Trichomycterus rosablanca
Lineage: Eukaryota; Metazoa; Chordata; Actinopteri; Siluriformes; Trichomycteridae
Gene: smarcad1b
Product: SWI/SNF-related, matrix-associated actin-dependent regulator of chromatin, subfamily a, containing DEAD/H box 1 b
Exons: 23
Coding region: 257-2995 (912 amino acids)
Cellular component (GO): nucleus
Molecular function (GO): ATP binding; ATP-dependent chromatin remodeler activity; DNA binding
Source: RefSeq, a predicted model, not a curated record